CAAUCUCAAGGUUGCAGAUUGUCCGCUGUUUUUGAUUUGGAGGUCACGUUCCUUCGUAAACAUGAAUGUCAGGAAUGCUAGACCAACUGAUUUAUUAAACAUGAGAGAUUGCAAUCUAGAUUGCUUGCCAGAGAAUUAUCAAAUGAAGUACUAUUUCUAUCAUGGUUUGUCUUGGCCGCAACUAUCAUAUGUAGCAGAAACAGAUAGUGGGGAGAUUGUUGGCUAUGUCCUAGCAAAAAUGGAAGAAGAUCCAGAAGACGUCCCUUAUGGACAUAUUACUUCGUUGGCUGUUAAGCGAUCGUAUAGACGAUUAGGGAUUGCUCAAACGCUGAUGAAUCUGGCAUUAAGAGCUAUGGUAGAAAAUUUCCAUGCAAGAUAUGUCUCUCUUCAUGUUCGGAAAAGUAAUAGGGCUGCACUUGCUCUCUACAAAAAAACGCUACACUUCGUAGUGUCAGAUAUAGAACCUAAAUAUUAUGCUGAUGGUGAGGAUGCGUACGCUAUGAAGAGGGACCUUAAGACUUUAUGGGAUAAGUAUGGACCUUCAGAUAUUCCUUUCAAAGAAUCAAAGAGCAAAAAUACCCAAUAAAUAUAUCUUAACGAGUCCUUAUAAUCUUCUUAAUUUGCUUUAAUCAGUCCAAGCAAUCGGCUUUUGAUCUACAAACUACUGUUCAUAAAAAUGUAUCGGAAUACAAGCAAAACUACUGCUUUAAAAUAUUUUUGCAAAAUAUUCAAUGAUAUACCUCAACUUAUUACAACUACAGUAAAACUGCAUUUUAUCUCUCCUUUCGUACUGAAUAAAAUCACAUAUAGAUAAGAACCGACCUGGCUUACACCGGUCUUAACUCAACUCAUAAAGGAUUCAAUAGUCGAACAGACUACCAAAGAUAGCUUCUACUCCACCCAGGAUCCCUAAGCCAACAUCGAGGUAGUAACAAAUGGAUCAAUGUGACCUCUCCCCAUUCUUUACUCAGUUAUCCCCGAGGUAACUUAAACCUUAAUCCAAUAGGAUCACAAAAAAAAUGAAACAAAUUUAUUUACCCCAAACUAAAUUUACUUUAUAUAAAGAUCUCGGGGUCUAUCUAUUAUUUUAAAAACCAAC
Molecule: messenger RNA, 1099 nt
Organism: Schistosoma turkestanicum
Lineage: Eukaryota; Metazoa; Platyhelminthes; Trematoda; Strigeidida; Schistosomatidae
Source: the annotation of a GenBank genome assembly